GAUUGGUCAUCUUGUGUGUCAGGAUAAGUACCAGGAAGUUAUUUGAAGGUCUCAGCUGACAUCGACGUCUUAAAGGAUUCCAAUGUUUGUAUUUAUGGUCCCGUGACGGGAGAGAGCAUCAUGGGAAAUGCUGAUAGUGCGUUGGUGCAGAAGCAUUUGUUUCGCUUCCGUCCUGAAGAUCGUCCGGCAGUUGAAGGAGUGUUUGACAGGCUUCAAGGUGACAUGAGGACGCCUGCAAGGAACACUGUCACCCUUCCUAUGUUACAGUCCUCCAUGAUCGGAGUGUCACCAGAGUCUAUGGUGAAGAGAUUAUUCAAGUGCAUGUACAGUAUAGAUGCCACACCAACAGCAUCUGGCAAAGUCAGUGCCUCCUUGGCUCCAGGAGUGUGUCGAGAGCAGUUGGUCAUCUUCCUCGCAGACGUGUUGCGGGGCACUGCUGAAGAACGAGCGCCUCUUGUUCUGGCCAUGUCUCAGGUCGGAGAAUGCUCCAAGACUGUCGCCUUUCAGCAAGUAACAGAGUUCUUACAGGACUUGAUCUUUGCUGUAGUCCAGAUUCUGGUCUGUAAAGGACGCCUUCAGGGAUGGAAACCUGAAAAUAUGGGUGAUUGCUCUCUCGGUGUCAAACUUUUGGCGGAGCAAAUGUGCUCAGAACUCAAACCCACAGACCAAGAAGUCUAUGAUGUUACUCAUUUGCAAGAUUGGAUCUUUAGAGUACCCCAGGUAUCUUUGUACCUGAUGAUGCUGGUAGAGGAAGGGUUAAAUGUGUCCCUAAGUGUGCAGUUAACACACACUCCACUCCCUCCUUGUUAUGACACACCCUGGAAAGAGUUUAAGAGUCUGCUUGAUAUCCCCACUCUCAUGUUUCUGGCACCACAGCUGCCUGACGCAUUCUGUGCAGCUUGGAGACUUGUGUUUUCCACCCUGCUGCACGGAGAGAACUUCACACGAAUGGUGGCUGGACUGACACACUGCGGACCCACUUUGCUGCUCAUCAAAGACACAAAGGGACAUGUUUUUGGUGGCUUUGCCUCGCCCAGCUGGGAAGUCAGACCUCAAUUCCAAGGUGACUCCAGAUGCUUCCUGUUCUCAGUCUUCCCUAGAAUGAGAGUUCACACAUCGACAGGUUACAACCAACACUUCAUGUAUCUAAACCAGAAUCAGCAGACCCUGCCCAACGGUAUGGGCAUGGGUGGUCAGCAUAACUACUUCGGCUUGUGGUUGGACAGUAAUUUUGGACGUGGUCACAGUCGCGCAAGACCAAAGUGUACAACCUUUGCUAGUCCUCAACUUUCAGCAGACGAGGACUUUAUUCUGGAUUCCAUGGAAGUAUGGGCAGUAGGAAAACCCUCUGAAACAGAAAAGGAUGAAGAAUGUACGGGAAAAAAGAGUGUCUUGGAUGUGGAUCCAGAGGUCCAGGCCAUGAUGGAGAUGGCAGGGAAAACUCUCUUGAGUCAAGGUCUCAGAGAGCCACAGGAUGACCAGGAGCAAAGAUAAAUGUGAAUAUGAAAAACUGAUUAUUUUCAGUCAAGGUCAUCAGGCACUCUUUCAUCUUUUUGAAGUGUCAAAUGCUUUGCAAGAACUUGACAAGGAUGAACAUUCUCCUCCUUCUUGCUUUAGCUGUCAGAGCUGUUAGCUGCCUUGUGAGUCACACGGCAGCCAAGCUGGCACAGACUCCUUCCUUUGCUUGAAAACCUCCUUGACCUCUGGUAGGUUUCUGCCACGACUCUCUUGUGACCAGAGCCUCGGUUUAAACCCUAUUUUCAUACAAAGUGUCCAAAAGAAUCAGUAAAACUACAAAGAUGAUCGUAAUGUUUUGGUGCUGAUGGUGCUGCUGGAAAACAUGCGUUCAAUAACAUCGCUUGCUGGAAACCUUCAGGAUUUAGAAAGAAUGUGUUAAGAUGAUUGAAGAGAAAUGGGGAGCCCUGCUGAUAACUACACAAUUUGAUUAGAACAUUUGCUACCGAUAGAAUCCUAACAAUAUACAAAACCCAAAACCAGUGAAGUUGCCACGUUGUGUUAAUCAUAACUAAAACAGAAUAUAACGAUUUUCAAAUCCUUUCCAACCUAUAUUCAAUUGAAUAGACUGCAAAGACAACAUAUUUAAUGUUCGAACUGAGAAACUAAAUCUUUCCUUGCAAAUAAUCAUCAACUUUGAAUUUAAUGGUAGCAACAUUGCAAAAAAAUGUCACAAUGGCUUUUUUACCACUCUGUUACAUGACCUUUCCUUUUAACAACACUCAGUAAAUGAUAAGGAAUGGAGGAAACCAAUUUUUGUAGCUUUUUAGGUGGAAUUCUUUCCCAUUCUUGCUUGAUGUACAGCUUAAGUUGUUCAACGGUACAUUACUCUUUUACUACGAAGCUACGCUGUUGUAGCACGUGCAGAAUGUGGCUUAGCUUUGUCUUGCUGACGUUGCUUGGAUGGCAACAUAUGUUCUUCAAAACCUGUAUGUACCUUUCAGCAUUAAUGGUGCCUUCACAGAUGUGUAAGUUACCCAUGCCUUGGGCACAAAUACCAUACCAUCACAGUUGCUGGCUUAGAACUGUGCCCCAGUCCGGAUGGUUCUUUUCUUCUUUGAUUGCACAGUUUCCAAAAACAAUUUGAAAUGUGGACUCUUCACACCACAGAACACUUUUCCACUUUGCAUCUUAGAUGAGCUCAGGCCCAGCAAACCCGUCUGUGGUUCUGGGUGUUGUUGAUAAAUGACUUUCGCUUUGUAUAGUAGAGUUUUAACCUGCGCUUACAGAUGUAGCGACGAACUGUAGUUACUGACAGUGGUUUUCUGAAGUGUUCCUGAGCUCAUGUAGUGAUAUCCUUUACACACUGAUGUCAGUUUCUGAUGCAGUACCUCGUGAGAGAUCGAAGGACAAGGUCGUUCAAAGUUACGUGCAGUGAUUUCUCCAGAUUCUCUAAACCUCUUGAUGAUAUUACAGACCUUAGAUGGUGAAAUCCCUAAAUUCCUUUCAAUAGCUGUUUGAGAAAUGUUGUUCUUAAACUGUUGGACAAUUUGCUCACACAUUUGUUCACAAAGUGGUGACCUUUGUCUCAUUCUUGUUUGUGAAUGACUGAGCAUGUCAUCGAAGUAGGGUUGGGCAAUAUAUCGAUAUGCACGAUAUAUCGAGGGUUUGUCCCUGUGUGAUAUAGAAAAUCACUAUAUCGUAAUAUUUGAGUAUACCUUCUCACGCAGUUGCUUUUAGCUGCGGGCAUUACAUUACAGGCUCUUCUCACUCUGUCAUGUCUACCCUUCUCACAGACAAGCAAGCACACCUUCUUACAUACGUCACAUACUGUCACGUCAUACGUCACACACGUAUACGCCCUCGUGGAGCAGAGAGGUAGCGGCAUGGGUAACAUUAGCUGUGAUGCUAGCAGAGCCGUGCUAGUGGUAAUACGAGGAAAAGAAGGUGCGAAUGAAGGAAGAAUCAAUUCCCAAGAAAAACAGCAGGGGGUCCAUCGUCUGGUGGUGGUUUGGCUUCAAAUGGGAAUAUGUCAAACAGACAACCUUAAUUUGUCAAGUGUGGGCUAAAAACGUUGCUACCAAAAGUAGCAUUACUGCUAAUAUGUAGCAUCUUUUUAAAAGUCAUCUGCUAGAGAAUGAAGAGUGCUUACUCCACAUGGCAUCAUCUCCAUUUGGUGCCACACGCCCACACCAUCAAAAUGCCGAGGCAAACAUUUCCAGAUCAACACCGUAUGAAAAAAGUAGUUAACAACAGAAUUGAAUAACGUCCGUAGUAAUUCAAGGCCAAAGCAAAAUAUCGAGAUGCAUAUUGUUUAUCGCGAUAUGGCCUAAAAAUAUCAAGAUAUUAAAAAAAGGCCAUAUCACCCAGCCCUAAAUGGAAGCUGCGUUUAUACCCAAUCAUGGCACCCACCUGUUCCCAAUUAACUUGUUCACCUGUGGCAUGUUUCAAAUAAGUGUUUGAUGAGCAUUCCUCAAUGUUCUCAGUCUUUUUUGCCACUUGUGCCAGCUUUUUUUAACCAUGUUGCAGGCAUCAAAUUUCAAAUGAGCUAAUAUUUGCAAAAAAUAACAAAGUUUUUCAGGUUGAACUUUAAGUAUUUUGUCUUUACAGUCUAUUCAAUUGAAUAUAAGUUGAAAAGGAUUUGCAAAUCAUUGUAUUCUGUUUUUUAUUUACGAUUUACACAACGUGCCAAUUUAGUUUUGGUGAUGUACGAAAAAUAUGAGCUCUUAUUGGGCUGCUCCUCGUACGUACAGAUCGCGUGAGAUUACACUGGUCUUGUCAAGCAGACAUUUUAGAAAGGUUUGCUAAUUUAUGUUUUAGUUAUGUUAUAGUUAUUAUUUUGCACUAAAAAUAAAUGUAUUGAACAAUGUCUUGUUAGUACAAAGCAUUUAUUAAAUUAAAGUUAGUUACAAAUAGUAUAAAAAUUGUUUAAACCUGCCUAUUUAAUUGGAUGGCACCAUUUUCUAUUGCUGUAGUUUUAAGUAUAGCCAUCCUUUUGACUUAACUGUUUUGAAAUCUUUGAGAUUUUAUUUCUUAUCAUUGUACCGGUAUUUCAAGUUGACUUUAGUGUGAUGUGUUGAAAGAACAGAACAAACAAUUUUUGAACUUUUGAACUCGUAAGUCAAUACUAAGUAAAAUAUACUACAGAAAAAAUAAGAUUUUAGUGAUGUUCAAGUCAAAUAAUUGAUGUUAAAAGUGUGUGAUGUUACAUUAAUGUUGAGUUUGAGUUUAUUUCGAACAUGCAUACGACUACAACAUGAUACAUCACAAUUUCCAGUUUCUCUUUUCAACAUGUUCGAAAAUGAGCAGGAAGAAGCAGACCUUAUUUAGUCCUAACCAUUUUCCGUUACAUAGCAGUUGCUAACACUUUUGUUUACUUCUUGUUCUAAAAGUAUUCACAAUGUACUCCAUAAGUAAUAACAUAAAAAAAAUAAUAAUAAUAAUAAUUUGGGGAAGUAAGUUGUAUUUUAUAUGGUGAAGUAAAUACGAUUUUCAAUUUAUUCAGAAUCGUUAUCAUGGUUUUUCUUCUUUGUACUUUGUAAACACUUAAAGUUUGAACAGUUUCUCACAGUACCAGUGUUGGGUUAGUAACAGGAAACUAGUUACUGUGGUGGAUUGUCCGAAGUUUAAAUAGCAAACAAAGUGGUUUUAGUACAAAAGUUUUAUUUACCCAAUAUCAAAAAGUACAGAGUUGCAUUGGAUUCCCCAUGCAAACAGACAGCGUCCCCUGGAGGAUCCAGAUCAUGCAAAUCAAUAUCAAAUAUUGGUCUACUGGCUUUUUAUCUGUUUCCCUCAUGUGUCAAGGUCCCGUUGUUUUGCAACUGCUUGCUCCGCAACAACCUUGGAUCCCUUAGUCAUAACAAACAAUCAAAACAUUUUGUAGAAUGGUUACAGCAACCACAAAUUCAACUUUCACCUACAUAUGCUCUUCCAGUGUUUCAGAGGCUUUUAGAUAGACUUUCUUUUUGGACUAAAACAGACACAAAAUAUGGUAUAAAGGUCAGAAAUUCCACUACAUUACAGUUACAAGUUACUUUAUGUCAUAAGUAACUCAGUUACUUACACCAAAAAAUAAUGCGUUACUGUGAAAAGUAAAUAUUUAGCUACUUUUAAAAAAAUAAAAAAAAUAAGGGUCCCAUUAUUGGCCUUUUCGCCUUCAUUUUAGUACUGUUAUUGCACUGGAGAAUAAUGCAAUCUGUUGAUUAUGUAGUGGAAUUUCUGACCUUUUGGUACCAUAUUUUGUGUCUGUCAAAGUCCGGAAAGAGAGCGAGGUCGAAAAGCAUUAAGAACCAUUAGAAGAGCAUAUGUGGGUGAAAGUUGAAUAUAUAGUUGGUCUGACCAUUCUACAAAAUGUUUUGACUGUUUAUUAUGAUUAAGGGAUUCAAGGAUGUUGC
Nerophis ophidion (straightnose pipefish) is the source of this 5849-nucleotide messenger RNA. RefSeq names its product MTOR associated protein, eak-7 homolog (gene meak7). The transcript has 9 exons. Gene Ontology annotation, biological process: TOR signaling. The record is from RefSeq and is a predicted model, not a curated record. The coding region runs from base 121 to 1494 and encodes 457 amino acids. Lineage: Eukaryota; Metazoa; Chordata; Actinopteri; Syngnathiformes; Syngnathidae.